This is a messenger RNA of Strongylus vulgaris, 311 nucleotides long. NCBI's taxonomy places the organism in Eukaryota, Metazoa, Nematoda, Chromadorea, Rhabditida, Strongylidae. The record is from the annotation of a GenBank genome assembly.
AUGUUGCUCUAUGACCCCUACACUAUGAUUGUACUUGGUGGUUUCAAUGGAGAUGAUCGGCUUACUACUGUUUGUACAUGGAAAAUCGGUCAUCUAUCAUGGUCGGAAGAUGCACCAUCGAUGAAGAACAAGAGGUUUGAUGGUAAAGAAUGGAAAAAUAUGCCGGAUCUACCAACAAAUCGCAGCGCAAUGAAAAUUAUCGUACUUCCGGACUUCCGCGAUUUUGCAAUGACAAAACUUGGCAAUGAAGAAACAAGAAAGAAAUGGUUGGAGCAGGAACGCGGAAUCACUCUAGAGAAGAGCGGGUAAUA